AACAUAAAAAAUAAAAUUAAAGCUUCAUAGUUUGGAAAAAUCAGAGCACAAAAGACCAAAUAUAUAUAUAUAUAUAUUAAAAAAUAAGAAAUAAAAACUCGUAAAAUGAAUAAAUAAUUUUGUUUGACACCCUUUCAAAGAAUCAACAAAGAAUGUGGGGCUACACAGAAUUGUAAAUAUAGGGUGCAGAAAAGGGUUGUGAACAACUGGUUUAGAAGAUUUUAGCUGGUCAAGCCACCAUUAAAUCAAAAGGGUAAAGCUGUCUCCUAGAUAUUAUAUGCAAAUGUGUGGACAAAGCAAAUAAAUAAAAACAGAUUAGGUUGUUGCUGAUGGGACCCUGAGGCCAGUUUGGUUGCAUCUAAUGUGAGAAAUCUAUGCUCGGCCAUUACAGCGCUAUUUAGACAGUUUAUCGAUCAUUCACCGAAUAAAGGGGUCAAUGACAUUAAAAUAUCCAACACCCAGUGCUCUGCACAUCUGCAAAACACCACAUGACCGAUCACAGAAAGGAAGGAAAAAAGAGGCGUUUGUUUUCCUCACGGAGACAGUCCGCCGGUGAACGGCGCUUCCCCUCACUCACUGCCUUCUCAUUCGCCGGGCUGAGAGGAAACCCAAGCAGCCUGAAACGAGGAGCAGCAGCGAGACGACCAGGAGGAGCGGAGCAUCAACAUGGACCCGACGCUGCUAUGGCUCGCCUGGGCUCUCGUGGUUUUCCACGCGGCUCCUGUCCAGAGCCUGAACGGCGACGAGGACCAGAGCCAGGACACCGACUGCAAGAUGAAGAGCGUCACCGUGUCGGCGCUGCCGUUUCUGAGGGAGAACGACCUGAGCAUCAUGCACAGUCCGUCGGCCUCCGAGCCCAAGCUGCUGUUCUCGGUGAGGAACGACUUUCCCGGGGACGUGGUGGUCGUGGACGACCUGGAAAACACCGAGCUGCCAUUUUUCGUGCUGGAGAUCUCUGGGAACUCAGAAGACAUCCCUCUUGUGCGCUGGCGUCAGCAGUGGCUGGAGAACGGCACUCUGCUCUUCCACAUCCACCAUCAGGACGGCAGCCUAAGCCUGCCAGAGCCCACCGAAGACCCAGCCAAUGACUCCACUAAAGAAGAGCUGCGCAUUCUGCACAUCUCUGUGAUGGGCGGAAUGAUCGCCCUUCUGCUGUCGGUCCUGUGCCUCGUCCUGAUCCUGUAUACUCGCAGGCGCUGGUGUAAACGCCGCCGCAUCCCUCAGCCUCAGAAGAGUGCCAGCGCAGAGGCAGCCAAUGAGAUCCACUAUAUCCCGUCGGUGCUGAUGGGAGGUCAGGCCCGUGAAAGCUUGAGGAACUCUCGGGGUCAGGGGCCGAACUCCAGUGGCACCCUAAGUAUCCGAGAGACACCGAUAUUGGACGGGUAUGAAUACGACAUCACCGACCUGCGCCACCAUCUGCAACGGGAGUGUAUGAACGGUGGAGAGGAGUUUGCCAGCCAGGUCACACGCACCCUGGACUCCCUACAGGGCUGUAACGACAAGAAUAAUAUGGACCUUACUCCAGUGACUGACAACACCAAACUGGCCCUGAUGAACAAAUACAAGGACAACAUCAUCGCCACGAGCCCCAUCGACAGCAACCACCAGCAGAACACGCUGCUUCCACACAACACCUCCACCAGCCAGCGCAAACGCCUCUCCAGCAACACCCGUGCGGGUUCAACUUUCUUGAACCCAGAUGGGGACUCUGGGACGGAGGCAGACAGCGAGCCUCAGCUGGCCUUUUACACCGAUCCAAACCGCAGUCGGCGCCGGAGUCGAGGUAUGAGAAAUGGUAACGCCAACAGCGCUUGGGGCUCUGGGGCAGGUUCCCCACGGAGUCCCAUCAAUAAGACCACCUUGACUCUGAUCAGCGUCAUUAGCUGCGUGACCGGCCUGGUUUACUCAUCACACCUGUCCUGCAAUCUCUCCGUUCGAGUAAUUCUUCAUGUGCCGGAGCACCUCAUCGCCGAUGGGUCCAGGUUCAUUUUGCUGCAAGGCAGUCAGUUGGAUGCUUCAGACUGGCUCAACCCGGCCCAGAUCUUGUUGUAUUACCAGCAGAAUGCUAGCGGACCUUGGGUUAACGAGUUGUGUGGACGUCGCCUGCUUGAUCCCUGUGAGCACCAGUGUGAGCCAGAGACAGGGGAAUGCCUGUGUCUAGACGGUUACAUGAAGGAUCCAGUCCACAAGCAUCUUUGCAUCCGCAGUGAGUGGGGACCUAAUCAGGGUCCCUGGCCUUACACCAUCUUCCAACGUGGUUUUGAUCUUGUAAUGGGAGAGCAACCGUCUGAUCGCAUUUUCAGAUUCACGUACACUCUCGGGGAAGGAAUGUGGCUCCCGUUGAGCAAAAGCUUCGUCAUCCCCCCAGCUGAGCUCGCCAUCAACCCAUCAGCCAAAUGCAAAACGGAUAUGACAGUGAUGGAGGACGCGGUAGACGUAAGAGAAGAGUUGAUGAUCAGUUCCUCUUUUGACUCUUUGGAAGUCCUCCUGGACUCGUUUGGACCUGUCAGAGACUGCUCCAAAGACAACGGAGGCUGCAGCCGCAACUUCCGCUGCAUAUCCGACCGAAAGCUGGAUUCCACUGGAUGUGUGUGCCCUCCAGGGCUGAGCCCGAUGAAGGAUGGGACCGGGUGCUAUGACCACCACAUCGGCAUCGACUGCUCGGAUGGCUUUAACGGCGGAUGUGAGCAGCUGUGUCUCCAACAGCUGGCCCCUCUAGAGGAUGACCCGACGCUCUACAACAUCCAGAUGUUCUGCGGGUGCAUCGAGGACUACAAGCGCGGCCCUGAUGGGAGGUCGUGCCUGCCGCUGUCUGAAGCCUGCACUGAGGGGAUAGACUGUGGCGAAGCAGCAGACAUCCCGGCUAACCAGACUGUCUUUGGGGACCUUUUCUACGGAUACAACAACCACACCAGAGAGAGCACCCCUGGACAGAUCCUAAAGGCCACUUUCAGGCAGAAGAACUUUGCCAGAGGCAUCGAGCAGCAGCUCCCAGAUGGCAUGGUGGUAGCAUCAGUGCCAACAGAGGUUCAGUGCCACGAGGAGCUGUCAGACCCUGUGCCUGACCCCGAGUACCUCACAGGCAUGGUGAACUACAGUGAAGUGUCUGGCUAUCCCCUCGUUCAGCACUGGAAUCUCCGUUCUGUCUUGUACCACGUCAAGCUCAAUCAGUGGGUCUUGUCUCAAGCUUUCAGCUCAGCCAUCCAUUCUCUAGAUGGGGCAACGCAACGGAGCGACUUUGUUGCUAUACUCAAGGAGUUUGGGAACCAUUACGUGCAGGAGGCAGUCUAUGGCUUCCAGGAGUCCUGUACCAUCUGGUACCCCAACAAGCAGGUCCAGAGGCAGCUUUGGCUGGAGUACCAGGACAUUAGCAAAGGUAACUCGCCUUCAGAGGAGUCGGAGGAGCGGGACAAAGAGCCCAGGACUCUGACCUACCCCGCCUACAUCGCCAGUCUGCUGGAUACCGGCGCUAAGCGUAUGACCGCUGGCGUCCGAAUGGACUGCAACAGCCAGGGUCAGUGCCCCCGCUCCUGCCACCUCUGCCACAUGAGUCCAAGAGCGGCGCAGGGCCGGCAGCAGUCCGAACCCGUCCUCCUGAAAAUCACCAAGGCUGCUCCCAUCUAUGAGCUGGUGUCCAACAAUGAGACCUAUCAGGCUCUUCAGGAGGCGACGAUGAGCAUGCUGUGGUGCUCGGGCAAAGGCGAUGUUAUUGACGACUGGUGUCGAUGUGAUUCCAGCGCCUUCGGCACGGACGGGCUGCCCACGUGUGCCCCGCUUCCUCAGCCUGUCUUGAAGCUGUCUUACACCUACGAGCCCAGCAGCUCAUUGGUCAUCAUGGAGUGGAAUCACACCGAGCCACCAAUCGGAGUGCGGAUAGUCGAUUACCUCAUCAGCCAGGAGAAGGUGACAGAGAGGAGCGACCACUCCAAAGUUGAGACAGAAACCCUUCUGAGCUUCGUGGACGACAUCUUGUCUGGCGCCAGGUCUCCGUGCGUGAUGUUGGGGGACGUUCCCAACCUGCUUUCCUCGUCCAUCAGUAUGAUCAUUCGCUGUUUGGAGCCUGACGCCACAUACAUGUUCCGUCUGUGGGCUGUAGACAAUACGGGACGCCGCUCCAGUCCAAGUGAGGUCACCAUCAAAACUCCGUGUCCAACUGUGGAUGAUGUCAAAGCACAAGAAAUUGCAGACAAGAUUUACAACUUGUUCAACGGCUACACCAGUGGGAAGGAGCAGCAGACAGCUUACAACACUCUGAUGGAUUUGGGGGCGCCCACCCUCCACCGCGUACUUUACCACUACAACCAACGCUACGAGAGCUUUGGGGAGUUCACCUGGAGAUGUGAGGACGAGCUGGGACCAAGGAAAGCUGGACUGAUUCUCUCCCAGCUCGAUGAGCUGUCGCCGUGGUGUAAAGGCCUCCUGCAGGAGCCCAAGAUAGGCCUUCGCAGGAUGUCGCUGAAGUUCCUCUCGUGCCGUUACACUGACACUAAAGCCUUCGGGCUCCAUUGGUCCGACAUGGGCCAGGACAUUCACAAGGCCUGCGACGAGCAGACGCUGACAGUCAUGUAUAAUGACUACGGCGAGGCCAGGGAGCUCUAAAGGUCUGAUUUUUUUUUUUUUUUUGAGGGGAUUUGCACAAAGAGAUUUCAUAAACAUAAAAAAUGUCAUUUUCAUACAUUUAUGAGUGGUGGACUUGGGGAAAAUUUCACCCCCAUUAUUUGAAAUGCUGUUUACUCUGUUUACCUUAACUUCUGAACUAAUGUAUUAUUAUUAUUAUUACUAUUAGACUUAACAUUUACAGUGUUAUCUAUGUCUUUUGGGUCUGGUUGUUCCAGAAGUUAAAAAAAUAGUUGAGCAACGUGAAGUUAUGACACUAAAGUGUCUUUUUCCUGCCGUAGUUCAUUCCUUAUGUGCAAUACUGAGUGGAAAUCCGUCCCAGCCUUUUAACUGCAGAAAGUCAAAGUUGUCUCUGCGUGGUGAUUUGUGUACGACUAUAAUGUAAUGAGAUAUAUUUCCCUUCAUACACACCAGCACUGCUGGGAGUCAUCAUUUAUGAAGGAGCUUCACACAGCCCUGGUUUGUCCAAGAUCUGACGAUUUGUGUGAAAUAUUGUGAGACGGGAACAGAUUGUCCCGAAUGGAUCAACCCUGUUGUGUCUCUAACAAGUAGGAAGUGGACGGGUUUGAGCACUUUGAGAGCACAACUCCAACCGGAACGCUGCAUCUGUCGAGAUUGAUCACAUUUCAAGAGGAGCUCACGGCAAGAAGCAUUAAGGCAAAAAAAAAAAAAAAAAAAAAAAUUACCCCUGCUGUCUUUGGAUUAUUCUAUGUUUGAUUAAGACAUGACAAAAAAAAGCUUUAUUUUAUUUUGUUAUUUAAAUCUCCAAAAAAGGUUAGAAAAAAAUGUUCUUAUCUAGCAUGAAUUUUACCCAGAAAUGCUUUCAUUUAGCCAAACAUAAAAAGUAGAUUUGCUAUUUCCAGCAAACCUGAAAACUGGUGCCUGUUUGACUUCAAGUGAAGAAAAGUCAGUCAUAUUUUGCUGAUGUUGAAAGCUGGUAGCUGGCCAACUAAACAAAGUCAUGCUAGCUGCAGCGCGCCAGCCUUAGUUCCUAAUGACGUUUGGAGCAUGAUAAUGUUUAUAUCAGAUGAGCACUUUGUUUUCUCAUCACGAUGCAUCAUUUUGCUGUGAAUACCUACGUUCUGUUUUCGCUUUAGUGAGUAAGAACAAACAAGCUGCUGUUCUUCUGUCUUCUACAAAGAGAAAUAAAAGCAGUCCAGUAAAAACACAGAGAUCACUAUGACAGAUUCUCGUUUUCCAGAUUGACACUAGUAAGCAGAUCAAAGGUCAAAGUUCCGCACAAAAAGCUGCUUACUGGAGUUUACUUUAUUAUAAAGACUAGAAAACGUUCCUACAGCUUCCUGAAAGGGACAUAGAAGUUAAACAAGUUUAUACCGGUUUCUUGUGCGCAUGAGAAAGUAUAUAGUGGACAUGAGAAUCUAACUGGUGCACACAAGAGACUAACUUGUCUACAAGAAAGUAUCUGGUGCACACACGCAAGUCUCAGGUGCGCAUAAGAAACUAACAGGUGCACACAAGAAAGUGUGUGGUGAAUACGAGAAAGUAUCUGGAGAGCACAAGAAACUAUCUGGUGCACAUAAGAAAGUAUCUGGUGAACACGAGAAAGUAUCUGGCGAACACAAUAACGCAUUUGGUGAACACGAGAAACUAUCUGGUGCGCAUAAGAAACUAUCUGGUGUGCAUAAGAAACUAUCUAGUGCCCAUAAGAAACCAUCUAGUGUGCAUUAGAAACUAUCUAGUGUGCAUAAGAAACUAUCUAGUGUGCAUAAGAAACUAUCUGGUGCGCAUAAGAAACUAUCUGGUGAACACGAGAAACAAAGUGGUCAUUUGCUCACACGAGACCUUUUUUUAGAAUCUGUUACCUGACAGUGACUCUACGUGAACAUAUUGAGCUUUAGUUUGUCUUUGGACUUGCCUUUAAAGACAUUGCAACUUUGCUGCUCCAACAUCACCGCGAUGUUAUCUCUAAAUUUCCCCUAAAACGAGUUCUAAAGUCUGUGGUUUGUUUCGGACCAUGGAGUACACCAUCUUUGAUCAGUUGAUGCGGAACACAUGAGUAUUGUGCGCACGAGAAACUAGAAUUUUUUUUUUUAUUUCCAUGUGCCUUUAGGGGCUCCAUAAAUUCCUGUACAUAGCAUUAAUAUAAGAUUUUAACAGAUAUAACCUGCUGAAUGUAGUGUGGAUAGCUUAGACAUGAUGUAGUUGUAAACAUUUGUAUUAAAAACAAAUAUCCUAGGUACAAAGGUUGAGUUAUACCUUUUGGAGAGGAUAUUCCUGAACGCUUAUGUCUUUUUUAAGCAGAAAAAAUAAGAAUUUAUUCUAGAAAUGCAACUAACUGUUUUUAUUUGUGUUUAAUCUCAAACAUUUUACCCCAAAAAACUGCACAGUGAGCAUUCCUUUGCUUCUCUUUAACUCAGCCGUGUUCAUUUGUUUGUGCAGUGGCCACGUCGAAGGUAAAUGUCAAUAAAAAUGCAGAAGUACUUGGAAGUUUUUUUAGUUGAUUUGAAGUAACAAUCCCAAAUGUGAAUAAUAAUAAAGUGAAUGCUUGUAGAUUUUUGUAUGAGCAGCAAAUCAGAACAUAAACGCGUUAUAUUAGUGUUUUAUUAUCCUGUAAAUAAAUACAUAACUUGUGAUAUUUUGCAACAUCUGCCUGUGCUACGUCAGACACUGUAAAAUAUUGUAAUAAUCUUACUGCUGAAGUGGCGUGCCGUACGUUUAUGAAAGGUAACAGACGGAUAUUUGAUUUGAUCUUGAACUCCAAAUGAAGUUCAGCAAAACCAACAAAAGCAGAUUCUUUGGAGGGAAACAUUUGAAAGCAAGCUUCUUCUAUCUGCAUGAUAUUUACUGUGUGAUAUUUGUGGCAUUACUAAACCUUUUUCACUUUGCUACAAUUUCAAUGACACGAACUUGAUGGUUUGGACCGAUUUCAGAGUCUCCAGAGGUUUUUAACUUCUUUGUGCUCUUUAUUUGCUUCUUGAAUGACUUCAUUUCUGCUGACAUUGUUGUUUUAGUGUCGUUUCCCUACGAAAAUGUAAGGAGUGAAGUGACUGACCCUUGUGAACGGUCUGCACUGCUGUCCACCUUCAGAAAUGCUUAAUAAAAGUGAACAAAUCUGCAA
Molecule: messenger RNA, 7696 nt
Organism: Oryzias melastigma (Indian medaka)
Lineage: Eukaryota; Metazoa; Chordata; Actinopteri; Beloniformes; Adrianichthyidae
Gene: astn1
Product: astrotactin 1
Exons: 24
Coding region: 667-4599 (1310 amino acids)
Biological process (GO): neuron migration; neuron cell-cell adhesion
Molecular function (GO): protein binding
Source: RefSeq, a predicted model, not a curated record